Patella vulgata (common limpet) is the source of this 2990-nucleotide messenger RNA. Its product is annotated as mucin-2. The transcript is spliced from 11 exons. The coding region runs from base 203 to 2386 and encodes 727 amino acids. The record is from RefSeq and is a predicted model, not a curated record. Gene Ontology annotation, cellular component: extracellular region. Gene Ontology annotation, molecular function: chitin binding. NCBI's taxonomy places the organism in Eukaryota, Metazoa, Mollusca, Gastropoda, Patellidae.
UGCUUUGCUAAAUAGAACAACAUUGUUCGAAUGACAAGGGAAGAGUAAACACGAAUAAUUCGCUCUUGGAUAUAUUUAGGAGGAUUUCCAGUUAAACCUGGAAAUUGAGUCCUGAUAUUGCAUUUCGUGUACCAGGAGCUGGCUCCUUGGUUGUAAUUUCCCCAAAUAAAUAUCUCGUUUCUCACAGGAAUAAUCAAGCAAGAUGGCCCAUCACAGAAUUAUAGUAGAAUCCUUCCUUCUCCUAACCCUAUAUCUAACUACUGCUAGGUCGCACAUAGUGACUGCCUCAUUAGAUGGACAGCUCAAUGCUCCAACCAAUACAGGUGGUAGGGAAUCUUCGCCUAACCUAUUGGUACAGCUACCCACUACGAUACAAUUGGCCACAAAAGUGGAAAGCGGCAACACUGUUAAAGAACCAUGGUCUUCUCCUAAUAUCGGCAAUGCCCUGGACAGUUUGGUUCCAAAAGUCGACUCAAAAAGUGGACAAACAUUAGAUAGUGUACAGCCACCAAUAAGCACAUUCGACACUUCAUCAAAUGUUGUCGAACCACUACCUGAAACCAAAGCCAACAAUGGUUACAUUAUUGGAGGCCCACCGAGUUCCAACUUCAAAACCUACAACCCUCCCGGGACUAAUUUUAUAAUAGCUGUACCUGUUGAACAGGAAACCAGUCCGAUUGUUUUGGCUCCUCCCGAAGCUUCUCCAGACUUACCAAAUCCCACGAUACCAGACAAUCAGGUUGUUUCUGAUCCUCAAAAUCCCACGAUACCAAACAAUUUGUUGGAGCCAACGGUACCAGUUCAACCAGCGGACGCGACUCAGCCUUCCCCGAUUCAAACAGAAACACCUAGCGGUACAGUUAAAUCAGAACCAGCUGGAUCUGUUGGUUCUGGACUUAUCAUCACAAAAGACGAUCCUUUCCAACAGGUCCCUGGUUCACAGCUGAUCGUAAUCAAAAAGAAAACACCAGCAACCUUACCCACCAUUGUCGUUGAUACAGCUCCAGGCGAGAAUAACACCGGUGUUGUUGUACCAGGAUCAAGUAUUAUCGUAGCAAAAUUACCAGAUGCACCUGUGACAACUACGACAACUACGACAACUACGACAGAACGUCCUAUUAUCACAUCAACGCCAAGUGUUCCAGUUCCAAGCGUUUGCUUAAAUGGUCUUGGGUAUGUUUCUCAUCCGUCAGAAUGUACAAAAUUCUACCAAUGUGUGGAAACAUCCUCUGGCAGUGUUAUCGCAACAGAAUUUCAAUGUCCUCGUGGAUUAUUUUGGAACAGUUGGGCCCUCUCUUGCGAUUAUCCAAGAAAUGUUCAGUGCAAUAACCACCCAUGUACGAAAACCAAUUCGAGAUAUGCACCGAUGACUAAUAAAUGUAAUGGAUAUUGGUUGUGUAAAACAGGGCGGGAACCCAGGGCUUACUGUUGUCGGCGUGGUACAAGUUUUGACGAUAAAAGGCAAAGAUGUGUUCGAGAUAAAAAAUGUCGAGUUAAAUGUAGAAGAGUCAGUAGCGAAGAAGAUGAUAGCGAUGAGGACGACGACGAUGAUGAUGAUGAUGAUGAUAAUGAUGAUAAUAGCGAAUCUAACGAAUCUAACGAAUCUAACGACUCAGAAUCAAAUGAGAUUGCUGAAUGUGACAAGAGAGCAGCAUCAGAUGAUGACAGAUUUUAUGAACACAAAGUUCCUGGUAAUAGAUGGAUAAGAAUGCCGUGCCCUCUUACCACAGCUUUCGAUAUUAACACCUGUGCUUGCACCAAAAUAAUCACAACACGUCCAUCCGAAAAACGCCCAUCAUUCCCGUCUCCAGCAAAACGAUGUGAACCAGAACUCAAUUUGUCUUUCAAAAGAGGCGUCAAGGAUAAUUCUAAAAAUCGUCACUACAUUGAAAAUAAAGGUGUCUUGGUUAGGAACGGAUUGGCAGUUUUCAAUGGCGGGAGCAAACUCCAAGUGGACCGUUUUGCUAAUUCCCCACUGGGUAGAAAUUUGGAGAUAGAACUUAUGUAUACACCAUUUAAUAGAAAUAGGAAACAAGUUUUAAUAAGUAAUGGUGAUCGUGGUGUAACUCCCAGUGUCUAUAUAUCGACGGGAUCAUCGGCAAAAACACCGUAUAUUACAUUCAAGCUAAGAACCGUCCGACCCCGUAAAACAACGACGAUUAAAUUGCCUAUAGUUUCGAAAUCUGGUCCUAUUAAUGUUAAAUUAACACUCAAAAAUGGUGUUUUUACUGGGACAGUUGAUGGUCAAAGUAGAUCGAAAGAUGGAUUUGGUGAAAUUGCUGUCGCGAAAAGUGGUCUUGUUAUAGGAAGUGCUACACGCAAGAAUAAAUUUAAAGGAUAUUUAGAUUAUGUCAAGAUGUACUUUUGUGACAGUCAACAGAAAUAGAAUAACAAGAGGACUAGGCGCCUCUAUCACAAAAUCCGCCACAUCACAUCUCAUUUCCCAAUAUGGCUUUCAUUAUGGCCACCUUAGCCCAAGAGCUCGUGUUAGAUGUCUGAAUGAGACCAAACAUUUAUUUCAGAAUUAUGAUAGUCAUUUAUUUAUAUUUAAGAUUUGAAUUAAUAUAAAAGAGAAAGUAUACAUAUAAUUGUCAUUGCUUUUCUGUAUAAUAACAUAUUUUUGUAUAUUUUUGUAAUUGAUUUGAUGUACAUGUAUUUUUUUUAGUUAGUAUUAAGACAGUUCGCUAGUGAUUAAAACACUUAAUAAUAAUAUGUCAUAACGCGAUGUAAAGGACCAUAGUUUGGCAUACUUAACUGCUAUUAUUUAGCGAAUCUAACCAUGGUAUCUCAAAGCUUAAAAAUGUAUAUAUAUAUAUAUAUAUAUAUAUAUAUAUAUAUAUAUAUAUCGAUCCAAUUUAACAUGUCUGACACAAUCAGUUCGACACGUUGCUUUUUGAAUCAAAUAAUUACUUAUGAUUCUGAAUAUAUUUGGCAGUAGAUUAUAGUAUCUUAUUAUUAUUUUUUUUAGAAAAUUGUGUGCAGAUUUACAA